Castor canadensis (American beaver) is the source of this 3516-nucleotide messenger RNA. It is a transcript of the gene Nos2, whose product is annotated as nitric oxide synthase 2. Gene Ontology annotation, molecular function: NADP binding; heme binding; nitric-oxide synthase activity. The record is from RefSeq and is a predicted model, not a curated record. Gene Ontology annotation, biological process: nitric oxide biosynthetic process. NCBI's taxonomy places the organism in Eukaryota, Metazoa, Chordata, Mammalia, Rodentia, Castoridae.
AUGGCCUGUCCCUGGAAGUUUCUGUUCAAGGCCAGAUCCCACCAGUAUAACUUGACUGAGGAAAAGGACAUCAACAACAAUGUGGGGAAAGCUAUGGGUGCCAUCUCCAGUCCUUCGACACAGGAUGACCCCAAGUGUCACAGCCCCAGCAAACACCAGAAUGGAUUCCCACAACCCCUCAUAGGGGUGGCAAAGUCUCCAGAACCCCUGGACAAACUGCAUAUGCCUGCAUCAACUUGCCAGCAGUAUAUGAGGAUCAAAAACUGGGGCAGUGGGGUGUCAUUCCAAGACACACUUCACCAAAAGGCCAAAUCGGAUUUAGCCUGCAAGUCAAAAUCUUGCCAGGGGUCCAUCAUGAACCCCAAAAGUUUGACCAGAGGACCCAGGGACAAGCCUACCUCUGUGGAUGAGCUUCUACCUCAGGCUAUUGAAUUUAUCAACCAGUAUUACAGCUCCUUCAAAGAGGCAAAAAUAGAGGAACAUCUGGCCAGGGUUGAGGCGGUCACAAAGGAGAUAGAAACAACAGGAACCUACCGGCUGACGGGGGAUGAGCUCAUCUUUGCCACCAAGCUCGCCUGGCGCAACGCCCCCCGCUGCAUUGGCAGGAUCCAGUGGUCCAACCUGCAGGUCUUCGACGCCCGGAGCUGUACCACAGCCCAGGAGAUGUUUGAACACAUCUGCAGACACCUGCACUACGCCACCAACAGCGGCAGCAUCAGGUCGGCUAUCACAGUGUUCCCCCAGCGGAGUGAUGGGAAGCAUGACUUCCGGGUGUGGAAUACACAGCUCAUCCGCUACGCUGGCUACCAGAUGCCUGAUGGCACCAUCAGAGGGGACCCUGCCAACCUGGAGUUCACCCAGCUGUGCAUCGAUCUGGGCUGGAAGCCCCGCUAUGGCCGCUUUGAUGUGCUGCCUCUGGUCCUGCAGGCUAACGGCCGUGACCCUGAACUUUUCGAAAUUCCUCCUGACCUUGUGCUCGAAGUGCCCAUGGAACAUCCCAAGUAUGAGUGGUUCCAGGAGCUGGAGCUGAAGUGGUAUGCCCUGCCUGCUGUGGCUAACAUGCUGCUCGAAGUGGGUGGCCUCGAGUUCCCGGGGUGCCCCUUCAAUGGCUGGUACAUGGGCACCGAGAUUGGAGUCCGGGACUUCUGUGACACCCAGCGCUAUAACAUCCUAGAGGAAGUGGGCAGAAGGAUGGGUCUGGAGACACACACGCUGGCCUCCCUCUGGAAAGACCGAGCUGUCACAGAGAUCAAUGUCGCUGUGCUGCACAGUUUCCAGAAGCACAAUGUGACCAUCAUGGACCACCACUCGGCUGCAGAGUCCUUCAUGAAGCACAUGCAGAAUGAGUACCGGUUACGUGGCGGCUGCCCGGCCGACUGGAUUUGGCUGGUCCCUCCAAUUUCUGGGAGCAUCACCCCCGUGUUUCACCAGGAGAUGUUGAAUUACGUGCUGUCCCCAUUCUACUACUAUCAGGUGGAGCCCUGGAAGACCCAUGUCUGGCAGGACAAGAAGCAGAGACCUGGGAGAAGAGAGCUCCGAUUCCAAGUCUUGGUGAAAGCUGUGCUUUUCUCCUCUAUACUGAUACGUAAGAUUAUGGCGUCCCGAGUCAGAGUCACAAUCCUCUACGCAACUGAGACAGGAAGGUCAGAAGCACUGGCCCAGGACCUGGGGACCUUGUUCAGCUGUGCCUUCAACCCCAAGGUUCUCUGCAUGGAUGAGUACAGGCUGAGCAACCUGGAGGAGGAGCAGCUACUGCUGGUGGUGACCAGCACGUUUGGGAAUGGAGACUCCCCUGGCAAUGGCGAGACACUGAAGAAAUCCCUCUUCACGCUGAAAGAGCUCACCAACACCUUCAGAUACGCUGUGUUUGGCCUUGGCUCCAGCAUGUACCCACAAUUCUGUGCCUUUGCUCAUGACAUCGACCAGAAGUUGUCCCAGCUGGGGGCCUCUCAGCUCACCCCAACAGGGGAAGGGGACGAGCUCAGUGGGCAGGAGGACGCCUUCCGCAGUUGGGCCGUGCAAACCUUCAAGGCAGCCUGUGAGACGUUUGAUGUCCGAGGCAAACAGCACAUUCAGAUCCCUAAGCUCUACACCUCUAGCGCGACCUGGGAGGCGCAGAACUACAGGCUCGUACAGAACUCACAGUCGUUUGAACUCCACAAAGCCCUUGGCAGUGUGCACUCCAAGCAUGUGUUCACCCUGAGGCUCAAAUCCCAGCAGAAUCUGCAGAGUCCCAAGUCCAGCCGUACUACCCUCCUGGUAGAACUCUCCUGCAAGGACAGCCCAGGCCUGAGCUACCUGCCUGGAGAGCACCUCGGGGUUUUUCCAAGCAACCAGCCAGCCUUGGUCCAAGGCAUCUUGGAGCGAGUAGUAGAUAGCCCCAAGCCCCACCAAACCGUGUGCCUGGAGGCCCUGGACAAGAGUGGCAGCUACUGGGUCAGAGACAAGAGGCUGCCUCCCUGCUCACUCAGCCAGGCCCUCACCUACUUCCUGGACAUCACCACCCCUCCAACCCAGCUGCAGCUCCAAAAGCUGGCCCAGCUAGCCACAGAAGAGGCUGAGAGACAGAGGCUGGAGACCCUGGGUCAGCCCUCAGAGUACAACAAGUGGAAGUUCACCAACAGCCCCACGUUCCUGGAGGUGCUGGAGGAGUUCCCAUCACUGCGGGUCCCUGCUGCCUUUCUGCUGUCCCAGCUCCCCAUUCUGAAGCCCCGCUACUACUCCAUCAGUUCCUCCCAGGACCACACACCCACAGAGGUCCACCUUACAGUGGCCGUGGUCACCUACCGCACCCGAGAUGGUCAGGGUCCCUUGCACCACGGCGUCUGCAGCACUUGGCUCAGCAGCCUGAAGCCCCAGGACCCAGUGCCCUGUUUUGUGCGAAGUGCCAAAGGCUUCCAGCUUCCCAAAGACCCCUCCCAACCUUGCAUCCUCAUCGGGCCUGGCACAGGCAUCGCGCCCUUCCGCAGUUUCUGGCAGCAGCGACUCCAUGACUCCCAACACAAAGGGCUCAAGGGGGGCCACAUGACCCUGGUGUUCGGGUGCCGCUGUCCAGACGAGGACCACCUGUACUGGGAGGAGAUGUUGGAGAUGGCCAGGAAGGGCGUGUUACAUGAGCUGCACACAGCCUAUUCUCGGCUGCCUGGCAAGCCCAAGGUCUACGUUCAAGACCUCCUGCGGCAGCAGCUGGCAGGUGAGGUGCUCCGCGUGCUCCAUGAGGAGCCAGGCCACCUCUAUGUUUGUGGGGAUGUGCGCAUGGCCCGGGACGUGGUCCACACCCUGAAGCAGUUGGUGGCUGACAGCCUGAACUUGAAUGAGGAGCAGGUUGAGGACUAUUUCUUCCAGCUCAAGAGCCAGAGGCGCUAUCAUGAAGAUAUCUUUGGUGCUGUCUAUUCCUACCAAGUGAGAAAGGACAGGACAGCGGGGCAGACCAGCGAUGGAGAAGUUGAAGCUGCUGGAAUGAAAUAUAACAAUGGAGACACUGUUGAGCUGUGGUCCACGGCCCUAAGGAGAUAG